Protopolystoma xenopodis is the source of this 675-nucleotide messenger RNA. The record is from the annotation of a GenBank genome assembly. Lineage: Eukaryota; Metazoa; Platyhelminthes; Monogenea; Polystomatidea; Polystomatidae.
AUGUCGGUUUUGGGCGAGCACAAAGAGAUGGCGUCUCCUUUUGCUGCCUCUCCAGACGCCGGACGUCCGUCGCCACAGUCCAAUUCGCUAAAUAUUCACCCGGACGAUCGGUUGACCGAUGCUGCCUGUCUUCCCGCCUCACCGCACGUCGAGCUCGAGCACAACCUGGACUCUGCGGACCACGAGACCAGGUCAGAAUCCCACUUGACCGUCUUCUCGGCUCGCCAGCACAGUUUAAGCCGGAACGACGAGACGACGAGCAUCGAUAGCAUAUCGGCAGUCUCAUUGCCGGGCCUUUCGAUGGCCGCCGGACGUGUCCGAUCGUCCAGUUGUACAGAAGAUAAACCGACAUCGGAAGACGAGUCGAAGAGGAGCGGGUCAUGCUCGACAAGAGACGAUCCACCGACAAUCCUGACGAUGCUGGCUGACGUCAAUUUGGAAAGCCACGGCCCGUUGCCGAUGCCGAGCCUAAAUCUUCUUGAAGUGAAUAACUUGCCUUCCCGAAAGAUGAGCAUAUCAAGUCAAGAAUCGGGGAUAAUUGCCAUUGAACUAGACCUCGGGCUUUCCGAUGCAGAUCGCGACCAAUUCGAUGAUCUGCAGACGAUAAACAUGACAAAAAGACGACCACAAAUCGGAUCAGACGGGACAAGGCAGCUAGAAAAGGUGAGCUAUUAA